GCACUUCUGUAUUUGGCGUCUCAGGUUUCAAGUCAGAUCCUGUAUCCUGUAGCUGUUUUUCUCCACAACGCAGAGUCAGCAUGGAUGGCAGUGACACAGAACAAUGAAUGGAUACUUGUCCUUUGGAGCAAUAAAGAAACACUAAUGUAACCCGAAGAAUGAACAACCAGGAAACAUCAGCAGACACCACUGAAACAAACUUUGAGGGUCCUGCUUCGGCCAAAGAGAGGAAGGUGAUCCACUUCUCCAACGGUGAAACUCUUGUAGUUGAGGACAGCGAGGAGGAAGAGGAGGAGACGUCAAACAAAACUCCCUUUGAAGAACCUAAACAGAAGACUCGGCUAUCGUUCAAGAAUGUGGCCAUUCUAGUUGGGAGGUUUUCACUGCUGGCCUGCGACUUCCUCGGAGAAAGAUUAGCUGGUGCUCUUGGACUCAGUGCAGCCAAAUACCAGUACGCCAUAGAUC
This is a messenger RNA of Pelmatolapia mariae (spotted tilapia), 465 nucleotides long. Its product is annotated as protein FAM177A1-like. The transcript has 4 exons. The record is from RefSeq and is a predicted model, not a curated record. The annotation marks the transcript as partial. Lineage: Eukaryota; Metazoa; Chordata; Actinopteri; Cichliformes; Cichlidae.